Leptidea sinapis is the source of this 864-nucleotide messenger RNA. RefSeq lists its product as uncharacterized. Gene Ontology annotation, molecular function: RNA-DNA hybrid ribonuclease activity; nucleic acid binding. The transcript has a single exon. Lineage: Eukaryota; Metazoa; Arthropoda; Insecta; Lepidoptera; Pieridae. Gene Ontology annotation, biological process: DNA replication, removal of RNA primer. The coding region runs from base 1 to 864 and encodes 287 amino acids. The record is from RefSeq and is a predicted model, not a curated record.
AUGGCUAUCACAGGAUGCAUGCGAACUACACCUACUGGAGCCUUAGAAACAAUGCUAAAUCUUCCGGCUCUACACGUCUUUAUAAAACAAGAGGCGGCCUCCGCCGCAGUAAGGUUGAAGACACUAAAUCUUUGGAGAACCAAUCAACCCGCACACCCAGAGGUCCUAACUGAGGUGAUUGAAAAGGAGCCUCUGCUGCUCGCGGUAAGUGACAGGUCUCCAAAGGAAUACAUAUUCGAUAAGAAAUACAAAAUACAGUUGUAUGAAGAACCAAAACAGGACUUUAAUGUUAUAGACCUCAGGAUUUUCACCGAUGGCUCGAAAACAAGAUCUGGUACAGGAUACGGAGUGUUCUCGGAAGAUCUUAAUAUAAAAAUAGCCGCACCACUAGGAGCUCAGAACACUGUCUUACAAGCGGAGUGCAUGGGUAUCAUAGAAGCGGCCACAGCUACUUUGGCACGAAAGGUAAAGGAUUACUCAAUCCGCAUCCUCUCAGAUAGCAAAUCAGUACUACAAGCUCUUCAAAGCAACACUAUCACCUCAAAGCUAAUAUACGACUGUCACCAGUAUCUGACGGAGUUAUGUGCAAAUGGCAACCAGGUAACUCUUCAAUGGAUAAAGGGUCACAGUGACUCACGCGGCAACGAUGCUGCGGAUGAACUGGCCAGGAAAGGCUUGGAGAUGAUAGCAAUAGGACCAGAUCCAAUCGUCCCCCUCCCCUCUAGAUGGCCUACAAUGGUCAUACGAGAACAUACCAAGGAAUUACAGAGUAAAUACUGGACGGAAGUGAGAGGGUGUAGACAAGCAAAAGAGGCCCUACUCCAAGAAGACAUCACAAGAACUGAACAAUAUAGGAAGAGAUAG